CAAAGGCUGAGGCAUACCACAUAAUGGCAGACAUGUGUCAUUAUCGGGGUCAGCUCAAACAGCCCCAUGGGGGUGCUAAAAAGACAGGCCUUCUGUCCCUGGUUUUCUUAGAUGCGCACCUACUCAUGAACAUCCAAGAAGAGAAGGGGAUACCACACUCAUGUCACCCAAACAGGCAGAUCUUAAAAACAGAGCAGCCCUAACUUCAAGGUCAAUGAGAGAGGAAGCUGUCUCUGGCAUUGGAGGAGCUCAAGUGCUGGCAACGGGCAAGCCUGCUGGAACUGAGAUCGAUUUCAAAUACGCCAUCAUUGGGAUGGCUUUGGGAGUAGCUAUAUCUGCAGGUUUCCUUGCCCUGAAGAUCUGCAUGAUUCGGAGACACCUGUCUGAUAAUGACUCUGCAGACCUGAAGAACACACCCCAGGACACCAUCUUGCUGAAGAAGAAAAGCCCAAGAGAUGCCCAGGUGAUUGAGCUGUGAGCUACUAGCUACAUCAGAAGAAACUUUAGAUACUUUGAGUCUGAACAUCCAAGGUCAAUGACGGAUCAUUACUUGAACUCAGUAUAAGAGCAGGUACUAAACGGACUACCAUCGGCACCCUGUGUGUCCCAAGGGGAGCUGCCACCUCUGUUCUGCAAGGGUGUCUGCACAGGGGAAGAACACCAAUGAACAGCAGGGAAAAGGGAAACCUCAAGUCUGUAUUUCUCAACUUGGGUGCUCCAUAGGAGCUGUGUAGGCUUCUACAACAACAUUGUAUCCACAUCAAUGAAACCUCACCCCAACAUGGCUCACAGACCAAGCCAAGACAACUUCCUCCUCAGCGCUGUGGGACUAUAAGCAUUCAGGCUUAGUUUUAUACAACUUCAUGGCCUUGUACUCUGAGCUUCCAGGAGAUUCCCACUUUAAAGACAAACUGUAUAAGUAUCCUAGGGGAGCUUUGAGCUGGUGAGUCAGUGUGCAACGCUUAUUAACAUAAGAAUGACCUUCUAAGGGAACAGAGGACAGCCUAGAGUGAAGUGAGGAGAAGGAAACUGACUGCCCUGGGAAGGAGGAGAUCCAGAGAAAGCUGUGCCUCACAGAGAGCACCGGGAAGGCAGGCUCACAUCGUUUCCCACGCACAACGACUUUGUGCUGAUCGUUGCAGUGUGCAUCAUGUCUGUAUGAAAGGUUCAGGAAACCUACACCCUGCUACUCUCAUUAUCAGAAUAAAAUUCAGAGAGCAGGCUCUGGGAACAUUCCCUUGCAAUUGAAUCAUUUCUGCCUUGGAAGACAGCUUUCCCAGUCUGCAUGAAGGCAGGUGGCUGUGUGGUCUGGGUCUCCUCAGAUGGGUUACUUUUAUCAUGCUGUGAUGAAAGAGGAACUAUUUUUCAAAACGAAGUGCCGCAUUAAAAUAACGUCUGGAGUCCCAGGGUGUCUUGUCUGCCUUGAUAACAGUGUUACUCAUUAGCAGCUUCUGUUAGCUGAUCACCUGAAGCAGUUACAUGGUACUCAUAAGCAAUCUUCCGUGUGCGAGAUAGAAUAAAUCAUCUUGUACUGGAGCUAGUAA
Mastomys coucha (southern multimammate mouse) is the source of this 1544-nucleotide messenger RNA. It is a transcript of the gene Tmem273, whose product is annotated as transmembrane protein 273. Lineage: Eukaryota; Metazoa; Chordata; Mammalia; Rodentia; Muridae. The transcript has 5 exons. The record is from RefSeq and is a predicted model, not a curated record. The coding region runs from base 161 to 478 and encodes 105 amino acids.